CUGCCUAGUGCUGCACUACAUGUUCGGCUAAAUCAACAACAUCCGGAUGCCGGGUUUCUUAACUGUCAGUGCGUACAAUUGACAGAUGAGGUAGUUUGGGUUUAAUUGUUUGCACAUUUGCAUGUUGUGGGUGAGGAAUUUUACACAACUGUACUGGAAAUCGUAUAAAUAUUUCUUUCCUCGGCUUAUGGUAGUGUGUAACAGUGUAGCGAAGAGUUGAUAAACGUGCCAAUAUGCUUGCAGUAUUUUGGAAAAUCACCAUCAUCACUUUCGCUGUUAGUUUUUCUACAUGCGAAUCUCAUACUCACAAGACAAAAGGAGCAAAAGAAAAUGUUGAAGAUGGAAAUUAUAUUGCUCGUGAUAAGGAUCACUUCAAAGAUGGGGAACAUGAUUACGAAUUCGAUCAUGAAUCUGUUUUAGGAAGUCGUCAAGCUGCUGAAGAAUUUCAUAAGUUGUCUCCAAGUGAAGCAAAAGCAAGAUUGAAACUUUUAGCUCAUAAGAUGGAUGAAAAUGAAGAUUCAUUUGUUGACAGAAAAGAGCUUACAAAUUGGAUUUUGCGAUCAUAUGCAAUGCUGACAGAAGAAGAAGCAAUGCAAGAAAUGGAAAAUGAAGAUGGUGAUGGAGAUGGGAAAGUUACUUGGGAAGAACACAUUGCUGAUGUUUUUGGCAUUAUGGAUGAUGAUAUGAUAGGAAGUGUAGACAAAACAUCCGAUGACUUCCAGAUGUUGCAGAAUGAUAAAGAGCUGUUUGAGGCUGCAGAUGUAAAUAAAGAUGGCAUUUUAGAUAAAUCUGAAUUUCCUGCUUUUUCACAUCCUGAAGAGUUUGAACGUAUGUACCAGGUUGUAUAUGAGCAAGCUAUGAGGAAAAGAGAUGCAGAUAAAGAUGGCUUUUUGAGCUUUGAAGAAUAUGUAGCCGAUACUUAUGGAGCUACUCCAGUUUCUACCUCUGAACAGUAUAUUAUGGAGAAAGAUCGAUUUACUCAUGAUUAUGAUCUGAAUAAUGAUAAUAAAUUAGAUAAAGAAGAAGUUUUGCUUAUGUUAAUUCCAAACAAUGUAGAAGCUGCUGAAACUGAAGCAGACCACUUAAUUGAAAGUUCAGAUUCUGAUAAAGAUGAAAGAUUGUCAUUGGAAGAAAUUGUUGAUCAUCAUGAAAUUUUUGUAGGAAGUGAAGCAACUGAUUAUGGUGAACAGUUAAAAAACAUUCCUAGAUAUACUGAUGAAUUGUAGUCAUAAUUAAACUCUUUUUUUAUACGAGAUUCUAUUCAAUUUUCGAAACAAACUUCCCAGCUGUAUUUCAAAAACAGCUUAUGCUAAACGAUGAGGGGAAUAAACAUCAGCUAUUUUUUUAUUGAUGAUAUAUGUCACACAGAUUUUAGAAGUUUAACAAUAGAUUAUUAAAUUUUGAACUUAAUUUCUGUGAAAUAAAAUUUUUAUGAUUCCAUUUUCUAUGCUUUAUUUGUAUUUUAAUGUGUGUUUAGUAACAUACUUAUCCAACAUGAAGUAAAUUCCAAAAAUUUAAAUUAUACUUUUAUUUUCAUAAAACGUUACAAGAAAUUUAAAUUAUUAUAAUAAUAACAACAAAUACAUGCACAUUUUAUAGAAUGAAUCCUGGUGAUUUUUGUAUUAAACAUUUUACCUUAACAUUUUAUAUAAUUCAUUAUAAAUGGCCUCUAAUCCAUUUCAGAAAAGUUGGUAAUGCAUUAUGUAAAAAAAGGUAACAGUUUCCUUUUAUUAGUUUUAAAUUUUCAUAGUCUGCACUUUUGCAAUAGUUAAGAUUUUCUGGCAUUAAAAAUUAUUCUGAUUCAUGUUAUAUUUGUACCUUGGUAACAAAAAAGCCAGUGUUCAAAAUGUUCAAAUACUAACAUUUUUUUCACAAAAUUUUCCACAGAUUUCAUUUUCCCACAUGAAAAUUAUGAAUUUCACAAAAGGUAACUGGCUAGUUUGCUUCUACUACUAUGUAUGUUAGACCUAUUUGGUCAACAAUAUGAUAUGUACACUUAAGUAAAAAGGCCUAUUGUAAUGAUAUUUUCAGAGAUAAGCAUUCAAGUAAGAAGUAGCUGCAUCCAUUUUCAAGCAUCUGAAAAAAUUAACCAUUGGAGAAAUAUUUCACUGAAUUCUUUAUAUUAAAUAAUUAGCUCGAACAAAAAUAUUUACCUAAUAAUUUGCAAAAUGGACACUGACCUUUUUCUGCCAAAAAAAUUUGUUUUUGGUCAAAUUAUGUAUAUAUUGUAAAACGUUUUAGUCAGUUUGCUUGUGCCAAAUGUUUUCAUGACAUUUUUUAUAGUAAACAUCAUUGUAGAUGAUAUUAUUAAUUAUUAAAUUGUAUUAUGUUUCUUUAAUUAUAUAAUCCUUACAUUUUUUAAUUUGUGUGUUCUUAAUAGUUUUAUGUCUUAAUAAAGCUAUACACUUCGAAAAUGCACUGUAAUAAUGUAUGAAUAAAUUUAGGAAAAUAAGAAAUGUAUGCAUAACAUCAUACUAAAAUCAGAUUUUGAUUUCAUAUAUUCAUUAUUUUAAGAAAUAAAAAAAAAAAAAAGAA
Molecule: messenger RNA, 2535 nt
Organism: Stegodyphus dumicola
Lineage: Eukaryota; Metazoa; Arthropoda; Arachnida; Araneae; Eresidae
Product: reticulocalbin-2
Cellular component (GO): endoplasmic reticulum
Molecular function (GO): calcium ion binding
Source: RefSeq, a predicted model, not a curated record